Molecule: messenger RNA, 1152 nt
Organism: Protopolystoma xenopodis
Lineage: Eukaryota; Metazoa; Platyhelminthes; Monogenea; Polystomatidea; Polystomatidae
Source: the annotation of a GenBank genome assembly
CCAGAAGGACCAGCUAUUUUCUAUGAUGCUUCACGAUACGAGCUUGUACGUAAUAUUAGUCUUCCCUCUAUUUUCGGCUGGGCCUUGAGACAACCCGAGUUGGCUGGUCUAUUACAUAUGUCUCAGAUGGACAUUAUUCAGCUGAACACAAAGCUGGAUUGUUCAGGUUUUGAUGAAACUUGUAGUAUUGCAAAGCCAUUUUCCCAAAGUCUUGCAGCCGGUAUUUUCCAUCGCCUCUCUUCGCCAACUGCAUCAUUCUUUGAGGUUGACCAGUCUAAAUCAGAAAAUGACUUACUGAUUGUAGCCAGUACUCAUCUAUACUUCAUGCCUCAACUAAACCGGCUUCGCCAGGCCCAAGCACAGGUUGUCCACUACUACCUGACCCGGGUGGCUUAUUCUGAAGCGGAACUUCGUAACGAUCUAGCGCUAAUAUACGACACCACAAGUUGUCAUCCGCCUAAUGAAACUGACUCUGCAAUUAAUACAGGCGUUAAAAUGGCUGAAUUACUUGUAGCUAUUGAAUUGCGAGUCUGCUGUGCAAGAUGCCCGAUGCCCAUCUUGAUUGGUGGCGACCUAAAUGCUUCGCCAAAUGAGCCAGCCCUGCUUGCACUUACAAACCCCGCUCAGUUUUCGCUUCCGCCGACGGAUACCUUGGAUUCAAAUGACCUCUCUGAGAUGCUCAAUAUAUUGGUAAAGCUUGGUGAGAACGAGUAUCCGCUCCCUGUGGCUAAAUCGGUCGUAAUGCCACCACUAAAGCUGGCUUGCCCUAUUCCUUUGACUGGAUUCACUAAUUGGGUGCCAGAUUUCACUGGAUGUCUGGACGCUAUCCUCUAUACUGAGGGAGGCCGGCAUAAUCCAGAUGAGAAAUCAGAUGCGAAUCCUCGGCUUCGUAUUUUGCGCACAUUACCUUUGCCAAAUAAAGAAGAAAUUCGGCUCGAAUGCCAAAAUGCUGGUGCAAUAACAAGAAGCAAGGAGAUAGACAUUCAGCCUGGCAUGCCAUCAGAUCCGCGAACUAAGAGAUCUAAGCAAGACAGUUGCAUCCAGUUAACGCUCCCUCUGGAUCCUAUUUCUGAAGAAAAUCAGUACGCCCUUCCGAAUCAACUGUAUCCCAGCGAUCACUUGGCUAUGAUUGCUGAAUUUAAUUGGAUUUGA